GGAUGACAUACAACAAUUCAUCUUGAUUGAAGACCUGACUGAUGAAAUCAAGUACCCUUGUGUUUUGGAUUUGAAAAUGGGAACACGACAACAUGGUGUAUAUGCAACGACAGCAAAGAAGAUCAGUCAAACACGAAAAUGUGCACAAUCAACAAGUCAGCAACUGGGUGUCCGGAUUUCUGGUAUGCAGGUGUACAAUAUGCAUGAACGACGAUUCUUAUUUGAAGAUAAAUACAAGGGACGUGCACUGACACCUCGUUCGUUCAGAGAUACUUUGGUUCGCUACUUUGAUAAUGGAGAAGGUUGUCAUAUUGUACAUCUUCCAACAUUGAUUCGCAAGCUGGCUCUGAUUCAUCGGAUCAUCAAGACAAUGGAUUAUUAUCGAUUUUACGCCUCCUCACUCCUGAUUAUCUAUGAUGCUUUGGACACAACAAGAAAACGACGCAUUGAUGUACGGUUGAUUGAUUUUGCAAAAUCAGUAACGAAACAAGAAUGGCUAUCUCAACAUCAUCUCUUUACUUAUCCUCCCGAUGAAACCAAUGGUACGAAUGAAGGUGGUCCUGAUCAAGGUUAUUUACUAGGUGUGCAAUCUUUGAUGGCUUGUUUUUUAUGGAUUUAUCUUCAACAUGGUGGCAAAAGGGAAGAUUUGGCCGAUAUGGACGAUGGACUUUUGGCUUCCGUGACUGAUCAUGCUUCUUGGUUAACUGAUGAUGGCACUUUUGUAUUUUGAUAGUAUAGAUGUAGAUAGGUAGAAAACACACACACACACCAAAGUAGAUUCAUCUUUGUUUAUAGUUAUUUUCCUUCCCCCUUAUUUGAUACUCCCUUCUUUUAUAUAUAUAUAUUUUACUUGUAUAUUUAUUUAUUCACCUUUUAUUAUUUCUUCUUUGUUUUCUCAUCUCUAUCACCUUAUCCCUAUCUUGUCUUCUUUUUUUUUCCCAU
Molecule: messenger RNA, 942 nt
Organism: Halteromyces radiatus
Lineage: Eukaryota; Fungi; Mucoromycota; Mucoromycetes; Mucorales; Cunninghamellaceae
Product: inositol polyphosphate kinase
Exons: 1
Coding region: 77-730 (217 amino acids)
Biological process (GO): inositol phosphate biosynthetic process; phosphatidylinositol phosphate biosynthetic process
Cellular component (GO): nucleus; cytoplasm
Molecular function (GO): inositol hexakisphosphate kinase activity
Source: RefSeq, a predicted model, not a curated record